CGCAAACCACCUCAACCACACCAACUUACCCAAGUUAAAUAUCCUAAUCAGCCAAAAUGCGUUACACCAUUGCUGCUUUCGCGCUCGCCGCUACCGCUGCCGCUGUCCCUCAGUACGGAUAUGGUGUCCAGGAGAGCAGCUCUGCUCCCGCCUACACUCCUGCUCCCUCAUCCACCCCGGCGGUUGAGUACCCUGCCUACCCCGUCAGCACUCCCGCCGCAGUGAGCUCCGCUCCUCCUUCGUACGUCACCUCGAAGGUUUCUUCUCACCCAGCCCCGGCCCCGUCUGUCUCCUCGGUUCCUUCUUACCCCGAGGUCCCUUCGGUCCCUUCGGUCCCUGCGGUCCCUUCGGUCACCUCUGAGUUGCCCCAGAAGCCUGUCACGACUUCUUGCGAAAGCUCAACCACCAUCACGGUGACCGUCCCCUACUACAGCGCUUCGGUCCCCGCCGGCAAGCCCUCCAUGCCUGCUAAGCCCUCUGUCCCUGCCGGCGAGGUCCCCACCUACAGCGCCUCCGUUCCCGCUGGCAAGCCUUCCAUGCCCGUCGGCCCCAAGCCCUCUGCUCCCGGUGCCUCCCACGUCACUGGCCCCGCACCUUACCCAACUGGCCCUGCGCCCGUUCCUUCCGGCACCGGUGCUAAGCCCUCGGUCCCUGCACCUGCCCCCACCGGUGUUAAGCCCUCAGUCCCUGCUGCUGGUACCGGGUACCCCACCUCCACUGGUUCCUACACCAAGCCCUCCACCCCUGCUGAGUUCACCGGCGCUGCCUCUGCUCUCAACGCUGCUGGCUUCGUCGCUGGUGUUGGUGCUUUCGCCGCCUUCUUCUUGUAAAUGUCAUCUUCUAACUGAGCUUGCUUUGGUAGGCUAUGACUUUACAUGAUGUGCAUAUUCUUCUAGUAGAUACCCUUGGUUUCCGGAAAGGGUAGUUGUAAUUAGUCGGGACGGUGUUGGCUGAAUUGAGAACUGAAAUUACGAUAUUCCUUUUGACAUUGUGACCUAUGUCCUGAUAUCGACAGCUCUCACACGACGGAUGCACAUGACCUCCCUUGUUCGGCACACUAGGCACGUCUUUGGCAAUGCCAGGUGCCGUGCCAUGCACGCAUUCGCUGGCACGAC
Messenger RNA from Didymella exigua CBS 183.55, 1115 nucleotides. RefSeq lists its product as uncharacterized. Lineage: Eukaryota; Fungi; Ascomycota; Dothideomycetes; Pleosporales; Didymellaceae. The transcript is spliced from 2 exons. The record is from RefSeq and is a predicted model, not a curated record. The coding region runs from base 57 to 830 and encodes 257 amino acids.